Zea mays is the source of this 1403-nucleotide messenger RNA. Its product is annotated as peroxidase 5. Lineage: Eukaryota; Viridiplantae; Streptophyta; Magnoliopsida; Poales; Poaceae. The transcript has 2 exons. Gene Ontology annotation, molecular function: heme binding; peroxidase activity. The record is from RefSeq and is a predicted model, not a curated record. The coding region runs from base 174 to 1202 and encodes 342 amino acids. Gene Ontology annotation, biological process: hydrogen peroxide catabolic process; response to oxidative stress.
CCCCUCGGCAACGUUGGGCAGUGUAUCUAUAAAUACCCCUCGCUUCCCAGAACACAACACCACCUCCAAUCCAACCAUUCUAGCGCUGCGCAGCAGCUGGCUAGCUAUUUGUGAUAUCUCUGAUCUAGUUGAUUGAUCCUUGGAGUAGGGUAGGAGGAGCCGAGGAGGACGACAUGACGAAUCUCAACGCCACCGUCGCUGCUGUGCUCGUGAUGCUCGCCUUCCUCGCCGGGCAGUCGGUUGCCGGGCGCUACUACUACGACAAAGUGCAGGACAAGGUGAGAAAGGAAGUGGAGAAGGCCAUGGCGAAAAACCCCAGCGUCGGCCCCGCCCUUGUUCGCUUGGUGUUCCAUGACUGCUGGGUCUAUGGUUGUGAUGGCUCCGUGCUCCUAGACAGCACGCCUACUGACGGCACCAACACCGAGAAGAAGGCGGCGAACAACAUCGGCCUCGCUGGCUUCGAGGUGAUCGACGCCAUCAAGCAGAAGGUCGGCACUGACGCCUCCUGCGCAGACAUCGUCGCCUUCGCGGCGCGCGACGCGGCCGACAUCCUCAGCGGCGGCAAGAUCUUCUACACCAUCCCCGGCGGCCGCAAGGACGGCGUCGUCUCGUCCGCCGCGGUGGCGGACGCCAACCUCCCGCACCCCGACUUCAACUUCGACGAGCUCAAGGAUAACUUCAACGCGUCCAGCCGAGGCAGCAGCUUCACCGUCGAGGAGCUCGUCGUCCUCUCGGGCGCGCACUCCAUCGGCGUCGCUCACCUCUCGUCCUACCAGGACCGCCUGGGGCCCGACUCCACUCCAAUCGAUUCCGACUACCAGGAGGCGCUCAACAAGGCCACACCUCCUGGUUUGCUGAAGACUGGGCAGAACCCGACGGUGACAAACAACGUCCGCGACGAGACUGACGCGUUCCAGAAGGACGCUGCCUACAACCCCGUGGCCAUGGGGGUGAACCCCAAGAGGGGCGUCCUCGACAACAGCUACUACCAUAACAACCUCGUCAACAAGGUGCUAUUCAAGUCUGACUGGGUACUACGCACGGAUGACUUCGCCGCCAGCAAGCUCGAUGAAUACAAGAACAACCCAGCGGAGUGGAAUUCCGACUUCGCCGCCGCCAUGGUCAAGCUCAGCAGCCUGCCAGCCCAAGGAAACAAGUUGGAGAUCAGGAAGAACUGCAGGGUACCCAACCCGCAGUACUAAUAAGAAAUAGACGAAGCAUGCAGUCACUUCGGGCGAACACACCAGGGACUUGGACCUCUACAAGCUACAUGUAUCAACUAUAUAAAUAAUCUGUACUUCUAUAAUUAGCAUAUCCCUUUAAUUCCUAAUUUAUUUUAAUAGCUACUUACGGCAGGUGUACGUUAUUAUCAAAGCUUAUGGUCUCUCUAUGGACCUGUUUGA